CGCGCGUGAAAACGUGUCUUGGAGAGAUCGGAGUAAUUCCCAUCACUCUCCGCCGGCCAGUCAGACCGCAAACACAUCACAGGGGUAACUGAAUUUUGCACAGCAAUGGAAGGCUCUAAAAAAGGACUUUGAAGAAAGAAAAAAACACCUGAGGACCAUCGCAACAGGGAAGAGUGACUGACUUCCCCAUGGAGGAGUGCGCAGAGACGGUGCUUUCCUUCUCCUUCACUUGUUACCAAGAUACAAGUUGGAUGGAUGGUGACAAACGGUGGAUUUAGCGGGAACAAGUUUUUUUUCAUGUUGAUUUUGGAUUAAUUAAUUUUUCCAGUUGAUCCAAGACGGUGCUGCGGAAUCUGGACUGCCUGCACAGAGCCAAGCGCACGCUCCCGAAAUAUAUACGAAAAAAGUAAAUAAACUCUGUUUUUAAGACGUCAACCCAGGGAAUGCGCUGCCAGAGAUACUUUAGGUUGGUGUCCAAUAUAUCUCUUGAAUGUUUUUGAAAGCUGAGCGGUCGUUGUGCUGUGCACGCGAACUAAACCAAAAGAGAAAUAAAUGACCUCGCAUCUGGAUUAGAGCGACGUGUCAGUUUAAAAAGAGCUGAGAUGAUUUCCUGCAAAUGAUUUAUACUUUAAUGUAUAUCUCCGUGAUAUCAAAUUGGAUUGUUAAGACUUUUGAACGCCUAAUUCUAUCACCACUUACAAUUCCAUUUACUCACAGGGAGCUGCAUUCAAAGAUAUAAAUAAAUACAACAAAACAUCUAGUAGCUGGGGUGAAUCAGCGUCGAUACAGGCACCAAUAUAAUCACACGGACACGCCAAGAGAAUCAUUGAACAAAUCAGAUAAACGAAGCGCGAAAACCAUCAAUAUAACUUAUUGAUGAGUUGGUAUAUAAGGCUAAUGAUUGACCAAGCCUCUGUUUACUCAACAGCUCGGCAACCAUAUACUGUGAAACUUUCACUUGACAGCUGAGGCAUCCAUAGAGUGGAGAAAAACGAACAAGGAGUUCACUUUAAAUCUCUUUUUUUUUUACAGUGCUGAUUGGAGAAAUAACUGCAAACAACAGCUGGAAUAAUUUCACUCCUCUUAAAACUAGAAUGUCUGCUGCCUGUGCUUCUGCUGCAGGAAUUUAUGAACCAGGUAUUUUCGGGAGGCAAAUUUUCAAAGAGAUCUUUUUGAAAUAUUUAUAGCAAUUCUCUUGCAAGGAUGGUGUUUGAAACAAGGAACCUAUGGAUUACCCAGUCUGUGGGAGAGCUGGUGCCGAGACAAUUGACCUCUCCACCAGCUACGCCAUCUGUCUAAAAUUCCUCCCCAGAGAGGCACAGCUGCUGCAGGCUGGGGAUGUGAUGGGGUGACUGUUGACACCCCCCUCACCCACCCCCUAUCUCUCUAUUAGCAGUGUAACAUAAACAAUGGAUCUGAAUUUCUCAACGGUUCAAGAUGGAAAGCAGCUGCUACCAGAGAGACACUCGUCCAAGCGUGUGCUGACGGGAUGCUUCCUCUUCCUCCUCAUCCUAACCACGCUGCUAGGCAACACGCUCGUGUGCGCUGCCGUCACCAAGUUCCGACACCUGAGGUCGAAGGUCACCAACUUCUUUGUCAUCUCCCUGGCCAUCUCUGACCUCCUGGUAGCUAUCCUGGUUAUGCCAUGGAAGGCGGCAACUGAGAUUGUUGGGUUUUGGCCGUUUGGCGCGUUCUGCAACGUUUGGGUCGCGUUUGACAUCAUGUGCUCCACUGCCUCCAUCUUGAACCUGUGUGUGAUCAGUGUAGAUCGGUAUUGGGCCAUCUCAAGCCCGUUUCGCUAUGAACGCAAGAUGACCCCUAAAGUGGCAUGUCUGAUGAUCAGUGUGGCGUGGACACUGUCAGUCCUCAUCUCCUUCAUUCCUGUUCAGCUUAACUGGCACAAAGCUCAGACCACCAGCUACGCAGAGCUAAAUGGAACAUACCCUGACGAUCUGCCCCCUGACAAUUGCGACUCCAGCCUUAACAGGACCUACGCCAUCUCCUCCUCCCUUAUCAGCUUCUACAUCCCUGUGGCUAUUAUGAUAGUCACUUACACCCGGAUCUACCGCAUCGCUCAGAUACAGAUACGGAGAAUAUCUGCACUGGAGCGGGCAGCAGAGAGUGCCAAAAAUCGCCACAGCAGCAUGGGGAAUAGUUCGAGCAUAGAGACUGAAAGCUCGUUCAAAAUGUCGUUCAAACGAGAAACCAAAGUCUUAAAGACGCUCUCAGUCAUCAUGGGAGUGUUUGUUUGCUGCUGGCUGCCCUUCUUCAUCCUUAACUGCAUGGUGCCGUUUUGUGAGCCCGACGUGCCGGACAGUGCCACGGACUUCCUCUGCAUCAGCUCGACCACCUUUGAUGUGUUUGUGUGGUUUGGCUGGGCGAACUCCUCGCUAAACCCCAUCAUCUAUGCCUUCAACGCCGACUUCCGCAAGGCCUUCUCCAUCCUCUUGGGCUGCCACCGGCUCUGCCCGGGCAGCAACGCCAUUGAAAUCGUCAGUAUUAACAACAACAUGGGAGCCCCUAACACAAACCCCAACUGUCAGUAUCAGCCCAAGAGUCACAUCCCUAAGGAGGGCAACCAUUCAGCUAACUAUGUGAUCCCCCACAGCAUCCUGUGUCAGGACGAGGAGUUACAAAAGAAGGAUGGAUGUGGAGGGGAGAUCGAGGUGGGCAUGGUAAACAACGCUCUGGAGAAACUUUCCCCAGCCAUCUCUGGGAAUUUAGACAGCGAUACUGAGGUCACACUGGAGAAAAUCAAUCCCAUAACACAGAACGGACAGCAUAAAACCGCUUCAUGUUGAGCAAAGGCAAAGAUGUAUCAAAGUACACCGCGGCAUGUAUGUACGCACAAAGGGAAGAAAAGCUUACCCAGGAGGACAGCACAAUCUAUGUCUUUAAGAACAUGCAUGGCAGAGAAACAGUGAAUGGGAUAUACAGGACCUUAAGACUGUCAACAAAAACCUACAUUGAAAAACCUACAGAAUGUUUUAAAGUAAAGGCACUUUAUCCUGGAUAUAACUAUCUGCAAAAUACGCUCAGCAUUUAUUGAUGAAAUUGAGACAUUUGAUGAUAAAUGUUGAUAAUGUGAAUAUUAAAGCAGAACACUAGCUAAGUGCACAUGUAUACAUUGUUGUGUUACAUUUGCAAAGAUGUAUACAUCUGCAUGUGUAUUCUGUACAGUACUGACACAACCUUGGAAGGACUUAAACACAGUGUAUACAGUGGAGGAAGAUGUAGUAACUGUUAGCAAAAUGUCUUGUAGGUAGGUGCAUUGUAUUUGUUUCAUGAAAAAGAUAAAUUGGUAAAUUGGGAAUUGCUUUUGGUUCAGUAUGCUUAGUUGUUCAUGACAGUUAUUUGUCUUCAGUACGUUUAUAUUCUAUUGACAUUUUUAUUGCAAAUUCAAAACAACUGUAUUACCGUGGUAAUUUAUUUGAGUUAAAACUGCUUCAGACACCAAAGUAACAAUAUUACGUUUCAUUGUAAGGGGGCAGGUAAUGGAGUUCAAAACCUUAAGCCAAGUUGUCAUAUACUGUAUUUCUAAAUAUUUAAUUUGUACACCUCCCAACCUAUUGUUACCUUGCAGUUUCUAAAGAGUAGAAAGUAUCUUUCUUUGUCUACCUUCCUUCCUUGUACCCUAUUCUUAUAUUUUCUCAUUCAUGCCCACCUGGGACGGAUCAGACUGGCUCUCCUGAAGUUCCCUCCAGUUUAUUCUCACUCCAUGUUAUCAUUAGCUCUGUCUCCCCUCCCAGCUACUCUUCAGCAAACCCUCUCUAGGGCCCUACAGUCUUCUCUUCUUUACUUUGACUUGCUCCCCUUUUCCUCAGUCCCUUCCUCGCUUAAACCACCCUUAUUUCUAAAGCAUUGUCAACCUCCUUUUUCCUCUGUCAGCAUAGUCCUUUACACCUGCACUCUACUUUCCAUUUAUGUUUGUCCAUCUGAAUUUGACUUGACCUUCUUCUCUGGCAGCCCUCCAUUUUAUAUCUUUACUAUGCCCACUUAAAGCUGUAUUGGUUUUUCUAUCCAUCAAUCUCAUGGCUAAUUCUGUCAGAAGAAUGGAGAUCGAUAAACUCAAAAUCCCACACUUGGACAGAGGAGGCAGCAGCAGCAGCAGCAGCAGCAGCAGCAGCAGCAGCAGAGUUCACUCAUCUGUAAUGCAAGUGACACCUGGUGACCUUUUUCAAACUUGCAGAUAUCUGAUUUUGUAAAUUGCUCAUGCUGGGAGCCAUGCUGUGCAGUAGUGGCGAAGGAGAGCAUGCAGUGUGACAGUUGCUCUGUUUGCAUGGGUGAAGUCCAAGUCAAACCACCAUUACCUGCAAGAUAUGGAACAUAUUUGUAUUCCCAUUCCUCUUCCAGUCAUUCCAUUUGGCAUUGUAGCCUUUAUACCUAUGUAUACAAUUACAACUGGAGUUGUGAUAGAGUCAAAGUAAGGUCCUGUCCAAAAGGCAGUAAUAAGUUAGUCCAAAUGAUUAAAUGAUUUUAUACCAAAUAUGAAAUAUAUUAUUAACAGUGACCAACACCUUUUAAAAGGGUCAUGUUUUUGCUAAGCUACAAUCCUUUUCACUGAGUUAUUUAUAGUUAGUUUACAAAAAAUGAAUCUCCAAAUAGGUUGUUUCAGAUUAAAGGUAGUUAACACUUCUAUGUAACAUCGGCUUUACAUUGGCCAGUGAGGCUGCAGUUGACAAUAUGUGAUUAAACACAGGGUACGACUUUGCAAAUUACAUCAUACAACUAAAUGAAGCUGUUGUUUGCAAAUAUUUGCUAUUAUUAACCUCAAACAAGAUUAAGUUAAGUUUAAGCUUAUGAACUCAAGUUUUAAUUGGUAAAACAUAGUGCUAUUGUUGUUUCAAAACAUAGCAAUGCUAUAAAUGUUAUGCAUGUUUACCAAUUACAGUCAAACACAUGACAGAGAGCAUUACAUUAUACAAGUACAUGAAGAGCGUGGCAAACAUGGUGGAAAAGCAGUAUGAAAAACACAUGCUCAUAACCUUGUUUUAUGGGUAGAUUACCCACUCUCUCUCUGUCAGAGUUUAAAUAAAUGUUAAUGUAUCUGUGGCACACAUUAUAAGCCUUUACUUCUAGGUUUAAGUUGUAUUCAGUGUUGCUGGGGAAAGAGUGCUCAACAGCAUGCUUUCGGACAUUGUAUGCUGUGUGUGGCGAUGAAGGCGUGAAACAGUUUCACAUCAGAGAAAGGCAGAGCAGAUCCAAUAGAAAGCAAUUGGUCUUGAAUGAAGCAUUUGAUUUUCCUGCUCUGGAAAAUCCAAUGCUACUGUAUCUAGAUGGCAACAAAUGGGGGGAAAGCUUUUAGCUCAAUAUGUGACUUGGCUUGUUGCACAAAAGCAACUCAUUGUCCUCUCUGCCUCCCUGUCCUCUUCCACUGCUACAGCUGCUGUUCCAUCACUUUAAAACAUUUAUGAAGUUGAAUUUGGAUUAAAGAUGUUUUAUUAAGAAUAAGAAUGAAUAAGAAUUAAUUUAAAUUCCCAAGUGAUUUAAAUGUCUAUAACAAGUGCCACUAUAUACUUAAACGUUCCCCUUUACUCCCAUGCCUUUUAGAAACUCGCAACCAUAUCAGCUCAGUGACCUUUCCUUUUUCUCUUCCUCAAUUCCUCUUAAUUUACUCCCUAAUUAUUUCCAAACACAAGCCAGCUCAAACAAGCGUUAAAACAUGAACUGCACAUAAUCUGACUGGACAUUGGACAUAAAGGGGAAAUGCCUUGGAGAAGAUUUGGUUCCCACUCCACCUCCUCUACCCUCCUUUUCUUCCAUCUCUUUUUCUUUUCUCUUGGCUGCCUCUGUCGACUUGAUGAGCACUCCCUAUGUUAACACAGAUUGAAUUUAUUAUUAAACGGACAGGGCCGACUGUUUCCCUUCUGUAGUUUGAGUCAAAGCUCUGAAUCAAAGCCCCAACUAGCCAUGUUGUUAUUAUUAUAGUUAUUAUUAUAUUAUUGCUUUUGCCAAAAUUCAAAUGUUGGCUGAAUGUGGCUGUAAUGUAGCUUAUGCUGUGAUUUAACCAGUGUUUAAGCUGAAAUGUGGGUAUUCUUAAAGAGAUUAAUCUGCCAUUUGUUGUGACAUCAUUGGCAUUUACAGGUUUACCAGAUGUUUUUCGUAUAUGCUGUAUGUACACAUUUAUAGAAACAUACCUCCAGCUGUGAGGGCAAAUUAUCUCUGAUGUAUUUUGACUCCAUGUAAACCCCCUCCUGAGCCAUCACCUUGUCAACUUGGUGAGUCAUCUUUCCAGAUGCCACUGCUUUGAUUUUGUGGAAGAGGCUAUGUCGGGCAACAUUCCCACAAGCAAAAUGUUUUGUUUGAUCCCGAGCAUUCCUCCAGGCUGCCCUACAUGUUGCUUUCGGGAGUCAAGAUGACAGUACACGGUCUCUCAAUCAGUGUAGUUACAUGAUGUAUGACAACUUAAGCAAAUCUGACGGUGCAGAAUCCCUCCUCCUCUCCCUCCAAAGGCGGGACAAGGGACGCAUGAGAUGUAGGGCGAACAACACUCCCAAGCCAUGGGAGUGUGAUAAUGAUAUUUCAGCUUACUCAAACUGUCUAGGAUAAUGACGGAGUCCCUACCUCAACAUCAAUUCAGUGACAAAGCUUCAUGUACAAAAUUAAAUUGCAGUAUUUAGCGUUGGGGCGUGCAGGAUAGAGUAUUGUACAAUGAUGUUCAAAAUGUAGUCGUGAUGAACACAAGUGCUUUUUAUCUUCAAAAAUCCUUAACGUGUAGCAAACUUACAUGCUGUAUGUUUUCUUUUUCAGUGUGGGGUUAUAAUUUACAGUAAGAUGCAGCAGUCACUGACUGUUUAUAUAUUUAUUUAUUAACUAAAAUGUUUCUGGUGUUCAUUCAUGAACGUGAUGUCAAAGAUUAUAACUCUCAAAAAUAAUUACAGUAUUUAGUUUACAGUUUGUACAAAA
This is a messenger RNA of Gymnodraco acuticeps, 6906 nucleotides long. It is a transcript of the gene drd1b, whose product is annotated as dopamine receptor D1b. NCBI's taxonomy places the organism in Eukaryota, Metazoa, Chordata, Actinopteri, Perciformes, Bathydraconidae. Gene Ontology annotation, cellular component: plasma membrane. Gene Ontology annotation, molecular function: G protein-coupled receptor activity; dopamine neurotransmitter receptor activity, coupled via Gs. Gene Ontology annotation, biological process: vasodilation; G protein-coupled dopamine receptor signaling pathway; adenylate cyclase-activating adrenergic receptor signaling pathway. The coding region runs from base 1410 to 2801 and encodes 463 amino acids. The transcript has a single exon. The record is from RefSeq and is a predicted model, not a curated record.